UCAAGUUCGAUCCUCUGUAUAACAAACUAUCAAAAACUCUCUCUCCAUCUCUGUUCUCAACAAAGCCAAGAGUUAUGGUGAGAGUCUUUCUUCUCUACAACCUCUUUAACUCCUUUCUUCUUUGUUUAGUUCCCAAGAAGCUUAGAGUUUUCUUCCCUCCUUCUUGGUACAUCGACGACAAGAACCCACCACCGUCUGAAUCGGAAUCUGAAUCCCCGGGGAGAAGAGAUCCGGUGGAUCUAAAACGAGUGUUUCAGAUGUUCGACAAGAAUGGAGACGGACGCAUCACAAAGGAAGAGCUAAACGAUUCUCUAGAGAAUCUAGGAAUCUUUAUGCCUGACAAAGAUCUGGUCCAGAUGAUCCAGAAGAUGGAUGCAAAUGGAGAUGGGAUCGUAGACAUAAACGAGUUUGAGUCUCUUUACGGUUCGAUUGUGGAGGAAAAGGAGGAAGAGGACAUGAGAGAUGCGUUCAAUGUGUUUGAUCAAGACGGUGAUGGGUUUAUCACUGUUGAGGAGUUGAAGUCUGUGAUGGCUUCCUUGGGACUCAAGCAAGGUAAAACCCUAGAGUGUUGUAAAGAGAUGAUUAAGCAAGUGGAUGAAGAUGGAGAUGGUAGAGUCAAUUACAUGGAGUUCCUUCAGAUGAUGAAAAGUGGUGACUUUAGCAAUAGAUCAUGAGUUCAUCUUUUUUUGGGUUCAGAGUUUCUAUAUCAAAUUGGUUUAUAUAUUUUCUCUGUAGAUAAAUUAUGAAAAAAGAAAAAAGAAAAAGAAUCUGAAAUCCUGAAUUGAAUGAAUUUGAUCAUAGUAA
Arabidopsis arenosa is the source of this 804-nucleotide messenger RNA. NCBI's taxonomy places the organism in Eukaryota, Viridiplantae, Streptophyta, Magnoliopsida, Brassicales, Brassicaceae. The record is from the annotation of a GenBank genome assembly.